CUCUGGAAAUUUUCUAUAAUACAUACUCUCCUCUCUCCCAAAAUCUCUGCCCAUUACUGAAAAGCCCAUCAUUUUAUCAACACCCCCACCAAACCGACCAUGCAAGUCGUCUCUGCAUCUCUCAUAACACCACCACCCUCGCCACCCUUCUUCCACCGCUCCUCCACCGUCGUCUUCCACAAGCUCAGGCCAAUUUCAGCCAUUUCCCCAUCAUGGCUCUGCCGUCGGGUUGCGGCGGCAGCGCCAAGAUGUGUUAGUCAGGGUGGUUGGGGGGGCUCUGUGGCGGAGCCGGAGAUAGAAGAGUGGCUGAAGCUAGGGAGGUUGGAGGAGAAGUGUGGCGGAGGGGGGAAGGGAGUGGUGGAGCUGCUUGAAUGUUUGGAAAGAGAAGCCAUUAUGGGGGAAGAUGAAGGUAGAGAGCCUACAGAUUAUAAUAGGAGGGCUAAGAUUUUCAGUACCAGUUCUGAAGUGUUUCAAGCUCUCAAGCAACAUUCUGAUGCUGCUCCUGAUCCCCCACCAGGCUUGAAUCUUGAUGGUUCAUCCCAAUAAAAAGAGAGGAAAACAAGAAGAAGAAGAAGAAGGAUGAACAUUUUUCAUAUCAUAUCAAGUCUUAUUAGAGUUACCAACUUACUUGACAUCAGAGGUAUUACAGUCCUUUGUAACACUUUCUAUCUUAUUCAUCACUUUGCACCUUGUCUUCUGCUUUUUCCUCCACCUCCCAAAUCUUCUUCUUCAACCAGUCAAAUGGCUGCAAGUUUUUCAGUUUCAAGCAGAGAAUAAAAGUAGUAAUGAUCAUGAACAAACAGAAUGCUGGUAGAAGAGUCGGUGAAGUUUAAGACCAAUACCUGUACAAGCCAAAGGGCAGUGGCUGUGCCUGCAACACUCCAUAGCACAGCAGCUUCGAUGUUGAUGGGAUGCAGGCGGUUCCGGAGCUUUGGGCUGAAGAACUUCAACAAACCCUUCUCACCUGUCAUCAUUUCUUUUAUGUUUCUGUAUCUCUUACUUAGCUCAAAAGGAGCCAUACAUGUACCGAUCUAAAUGACAUGAAUCUUUGUAUGUUCUCGCCA
Molecule: messenger RNA, 1064 nt
Organism: Cucurbita moschata (crookneck pumpkin)
Lineage: Eukaryota; Viridiplantae; Streptophyta; Magnoliopsida; Cucurbitales; Cucurbitaceae
Exons: 1
Coding region: 100-546 (148 amino acids)
Source: RefSeq, a predicted model, not a curated record